AUGGCCUCCUUCCAAGCUCGCCUGCCAAAGACACCAUAUGCCGACGCCUACCAGUCUCGCUACAUUGAGGAGAUCCUUUGCCUAGGUGGCGGGAAUGAAGACGCUCCAAACGGUCCAUAUGCCGAGAUGGAUACCGAACUUCUGGGUCACGUCAACUGCAGCUAUCUCUCAACACAUGGACACGCGCCUACGCUGCUCGCCCUCAAGCAACACGCGCAAGCGCUGACCAUCCUGAUUGCCCAGCUCGCGCCGACAUCUCAGUACGCCGAGGUGGACAAUGAGAACAACAACGAGGGCCGCAUCCAAAAGUCGUUUAGAGACAACGAGGCCUUUGACUGGCUCAACGACUUGCAGAAACCAUACACAAACGAAGACGAGUGGCACAACAAGCCCCUGACCGACCUCAUGAACCUGAUCCAGCACGAGUCCGACACCCAGGGCACCGUCCACCACUGCCCCCUUCACGAAUUCAACGAAGACGAGGACAAGCGGACCAAACCCCGCCCCUACGCCACGCACACCGCUCUGGCCUCCCACGCAAACGAGUGUCUCGAGAUGCUGGACCACGAGUACGGCGCCACGGGCGGCCUCCUCUCCCUCCUCCCGACCAACGAGCACCGCGACUCGGACGAGAUGGCCGCCGUGCGCAAUAGCCUCCUCGGCCAGUGGCUCCUCUACACCCAGCACCUCGUGGCGCGCAUGCACGACCUCGAGCUCGGCUACGCCAACGCGCUCGACGUCACCGCGGGCGAGGCCGCCGUGCCGAUGCAGAUGCUCUCGAGGAUGGGGCCGGACGCCGCCUCGGGCCGCGAGGUGGCGUAUCCGCAGGACAAGUGGAUCCUCGCCAACGCGGGCGACGACGUGUUUGAAUUUUUGCACCGCGUGCUGGACAGGCAGGAGGCGCAGAUUGAGCAGAAGAGGGAGGCGUGGGCGGCGAACGGGACGCACGGGGAGCGCAUGUGGAACGAGCAGCGAGGCGGGGAUCUCUACGCCCGCGGGCUGGUGUUCUACGACGUCAAGACGAGGUAUUACAGGCUGGCGGGCAAGGGGAGCAAGAGCACCAUCUUCGUGCUGCCGGCGCACGGGGAGCACCCUGCCGUGCAGCAGACGCGGCGGCUGGAGGUGACGCCGACGGUGGUGUCGGUGGUGGCGCCGAAGUGGCCUGCGCGGGUGUCGGACUGGGAGAGCAAGUACAAGAGCCAGCUGGACGAGGCGACGCGGAUGGGGAUUCAGAAUCACCGGUUGACCAGUGCGGGCGAGGCGAUGAAGGAGCACAAUGAGAUGUUGGCGACGGAGCUCGACAAGGCGAGAUUCAUGAACGAGCAGUUUGAGAAGUACUACGGGCGGUCCGAGGUGGCGGAGGGGCCGAGGAUGUUGGAGAGGGCGGUGUCGAUCUUGCAGAGGGACGUCAAGGACAAGACGGAUGAGAUUACGGGGCUGUUGAAUAUGGUGAGGGAGGUGAGGGAUAAGUUGCCGAAUCAGUUUGCGGGGUUGUUUGAUGAUUUGUUGGAGUUGAGUGAGGAGGAGGAGGAGGUUACUGCUGAUGCGGGUGGCGAGGCGGCUGAGGAAGAUGUGGUUUGA
Colletotrichum lupini is the source of this 1581-nucleotide messenger RNA. RefSeq lists its product as uncharacterized. NCBI's taxonomy places the organism in Eukaryota, Fungi, Ascomycota, Sordariomycetes, Glomerellales, Glomerellaceae. The coding region runs from base 1 to 1581 and encodes 526 amino acids. The transcript has a single exon. The record is from RefSeq and is a predicted model, not a curated record.